GCUGAUCUUCAGCAGCUUCUAAAGCCACUUCCUGAAUGGACUCCAUUUGAUUUCUUAACCUCCCUGGUGGUAUUCCCGAGUGUAGCUCGGGGUAAAGUUUCAGUACCAAAAGGGGUAACCCCGAGCUACACUCGGGCUUACCAUGCAGCGUUGCAUAGGGAGUCCCUGCAGCACUUACCUUGUCCUUCGCUCCCGCGAUGCGUCCCCUGCAGCGUCCCCGGCCGAUGCCGGCAUCCGGCUUCCGUGUUCCGGUCCCUGUGACGUCGGGACGUACGGGCACCGGAACCGGCGGCAAAUUUGAAAUUUUUUUAAAAAUGUAAUUUUUUCAAAAAUGAUUA
Molecule: messenger RNA, 338 nt
Organism: Staurois parvus
Lineage: Eukaryota; Metazoa; Chordata; Amphibia; Anura; Ranidae
Source: the annotation of a GenBank genome assembly